AUGUGGGUGGAACAUGGGGAGCUCCUUUCUUGUGUCAAGCAGAGCUGGAAAGAAGAAGGACGGGGAGGUGGGUUCGAAAAUUUAGCUUAUAAAAUGAAGUGUAUGAAGCAGGUGUUGAGAAGAUGGAACAAGGAAAUUUUUGGUCACGUCGAUUUAACUAUUAAAGAGCUAGAGCAUCAAAUUGAGUCACUCGAAGCUAACUUGCAAGAAGGAUACGAGGCAGAGCUGGAACAUGACCUCUUGGUGUCUAAAAUAGAUCUAGAUACUUGGAAAAAAAGAGAGGACAGUUUGAUCGCUCAAAAGGCUGGAAUUAAAUGGCUACGAGAAGGAGAUAACAAUACAAGGUUCUUCCAUGCAGUUUUGAAGAGAAGGCAGAAGAACCAAGUCACCAAAAUGACUAAACUAGAUGGCACUUCGAUCAACACUCCUGAAGCCAUACAUGAGGGUGCAGUCCAAUACUAUCAAGAAUUUCUAAGCCAUAAAACUGAAGGUGAGCUGCCAGACUUGAGUCCCUUCAUUGAUCAAGUAAGUACGGAAGAUGAGAACAAAAGCAUAUACAAGAGGUCGUCGAUGGGAGAAAUUCGGCAGGCAAUUUAUAGCAUCCCGGUGGAGAGCAGUCCGGGCCCAGAUGGAUUUGGGUUGGGAUUCUUCAAAGCUUGCUCAGAUAUUGUCUAG
Carya illinoinensis is the source of this 675-nucleotide messenger RNA. RefSeq lists its product as uncharacterized. The transcript has a single exon. NCBI's taxonomy places the organism in Eukaryota, Viridiplantae, Streptophyta, Magnoliopsida, Fagales, Juglandaceae. Bases 1 to 675 code for a protein of 224 amino acids. The record is from RefSeq and is a predicted model, not a curated record.